Molecule: messenger RNA, 186 nt
Organism: Eremothecium sinecaudum
Lineage: Eukaryota; Fungi; Ascomycota; Saccharomycetes; Saccharomycetales; Saccharomycetaceae
Gene: YSY6
Product: Ysy6p
Exons: 1
Coding region: 1-186 (61 amino acids)
Cellular component (GO): endoplasmic reticulum
Source: RefSeq, a predicted model, not a curated record
AUGGCCCAUCAAACCCCAAGACAACGUGCUGCUAACCUGAAAUUUGCAAAAGCUAACGAAAAGAAGCUAGGUAAACCAAAGGAGACCAAGAAGGCUGACUAUCCGGUUUCAAAAACCUGGAUGUUUGUGUUAUUAUUUUUGUUGAUCGGGGGUGGUGUUUUAGAGUUAAUUAGUAUGCUAUUUUAA